Molecule: messenger RNA, 30913 nt
Organism: Podarcis lilfordi (Lilford's wall lizard)
Lineage: Eukaryota; Metazoa; Chordata; Lepidosauria; Squamata; Lacertidae
Source: the annotation of a GenBank genome assembly
GAGAGGACUCCUCCUCGGCGCACUUUCCACCCGCCUCCUGCAGGUGGCGCCAUAGCAACGCCCGGCUGCGGCUGCUUACCAACCUUCCGCGGCCGCCACCUUGAUUGGGCCAGAACGCCUCGCUUACGCGGUCCCGGGGGAAAAAAAUAACCCACAACGCAGCGCCGGCUUGGUUCACACCCCCCGCACCCCCCGCUCAGGAUUGGCCAGCCGGCGAGUCAAACAGCCAAGAGGAGGGCCCUGGCCGAGGGGGCGGGGUACGAGGCCGAGGCAGAUGGAGAGGCGGGUGUCAGGGUUCAGGUGACACAAGCGGCGGCCGCCGGGCACGUAACUUGCGCAUUGUUCCGGGCGUAAGUGAGGUUGGUGCAUUGUGCGUUCCGCAGAAGAGCGCGGCGGCGGCGGCGCUGCUGCUGAGGGGAGAAGAAAACCGCCGCCGUCGCCAUGGAAGGGAAGCCGGGCGAGCAGCCGCUGUGCGACAGCCUCAUUCUCUGGGCAAGUGAGGGGAGGCCGGGCUCGGAGAGGGGGAGGGCGGGUCGUCGGUUGGGGGUCGGUCGCUUCGCCUGUCACCAUCCCACCCCGCCUCGCCCUCCGCCUGCCCCUUCCUCUCACCUGCCGCCCCGUCGUCUCAGGUGAUGGCGGCGCUUCUCUGGGGCCGAAGGGAGCUCGAGUCCAGGCGGGAGUUCCGGCUGCGAAGCCAUUCGCGGCUGCUGCUUCACACCACCCUGAAGAAGCAGCCAGAAGACUUUUGCUCCGCGGGGCUCGGAGCCUGACGCCUCACCCGCUGCAACCUGUGGAGCCCUCCUCCUCUGCUCGCUUUCCUUAUGCCCCAUUUCUGUAAUGCAGGCGCCCUUACGUAACAGCGCACCGAUUCUUUUAGCAACCUUUUAGCACGUGCCAUGUUGGUACAAGCGUUGUACGCGGUAUGUACAGUUGAGUGUAUGUAGGUGUGCACGGUCCCUUAUCCAUAGAGCAGCUAAGGAUGGGGUCCUUUCCCCACUGUGGGCCGGCCCACGCAGUAGGCAAGGUCUCAGGUGGCAGGAUCCACAGGGACAGCGGAUCCCGAUGGCGAGCUUUCUCCCGCCCUUGUUCCUGAUGUAGGUCUUCCUAGGAGUAGGGUGCCAUUUCAGGACCCGCCGCAGGUGCCAAAAUGUCUUGGGCUGGUCCUGCCAUAAUCUACCACCGUCAGUCAGUAUGUUCAGUUCAGUCAUAUAAACGAAUCUGAUGUGUGGCCCAAAUUACACCUUAUUUACCCAAACGUAUGCUUCAUUCAGUGCAGUUUUCCUCCCCAAUUCUUCCGCCAUGCACCUUAUCUCUGUGCAUGUUUUUUCAAUGUGUUUAUCAUUGAGUUCAAGUAAAUAUGCCAGGAGCAGUUUAUAUAAUAGUGCAUGUUGCUAAGGAGCCAGCUUACAGGAGGGUUUUUGCUUCUAUCUAAUAUAUGAUGAGGAAGUUGGCAGUCCUGCUUCAUCAAAACCAAAGGUCAUUUCAAGAAUCCCUUAUGCCAUGCAUCAUGAAGACCGAGGAGUGCUUGGUGAUCAAAGGUUGAUAGUGACAAUGUAUUCUUAUAUGGGUUAAACUGAACUUCGCUGUAGCCUAGAGUUCUAACUUUAUUAAAUUGCCACUGGAAAAGCAAUCAAUUGGAAAAAUUGCAUUGAAUCUUAUAAGCUGCCAUAACAAACAAAGAUAUUUUAAAGGUAAUAGUAUAUUUAUCUAGGUCAUGGAGCAAGAGACAAAUCUAGUCUGGAAACCUUAGCAGUUUCUUGUGUUAAAACACACAUUUUGGAGUUUUAUUACUAAAAAUCGUAAGUGGGGAUGAGAGUAAAAGAAGUAGUCCCCAUGCUCUCCACUUUUUUUCAUAUAGGUGGCUUUUGGAUAGAUUGAUGGGAAUAUAAAGUAAUGGACAAAACAUGAAGCUACUACUCUUGUUAGUAUAUUAUCAUUCAUUUCAACCAGAACCAAUAUACUGUCAGAUAUAAAAAAGUGUGCCCAUUACUUGCAGUGCCACUGAUUAAAUGUGCACAAGUUCAUUGCCUACAAGGAACUGUGUUGUAGAGGGUGAGAUAAAAAAAUGGAGUGAGGGGCCGUGAUGAUCAUCCAUUUCCAACCAAUAACAGUGCAUGGAGGUGGGUAUAUAGCCCCCUCCCUCCACUGUUUUAGGGGUCUAGGUCAGAGGAGGGUUUUCAAAAAAACAAAAAUCUGAAGGCCACAUUUUCUCAUGGAUCUGCAUAGCAGCUAGCAGCUUUUCAAAGGCUUUGGAUUUGACUCUUACUUUUCUACAGUAGGUUAUAGUCCAGGAUUACAAAAGUCAGGGUUUACACACCCACCACAUCUCCCUAACUUACGUACAGGGAAGAAGAAGGCAGCAUCACACUUAAGGGAUACUUUCAGUCAGGGCUGGUGAGGAGUGUGGCCUGGGGAAAGUCCUGGAGAUUUAAGGUUCCCCAUCCCUUCCCUUGACUAAAGGGAAGAAAGCCAUUAGGACUCUAGUAUCAGCCUGAUGGCUACAUGGCAGCACAACUGUAGCUCUUGAUCUUCCCCUCUCCAUCCCUUAAACACCAAUUUAUGUUUGUAAGCCUGGAAUACUCCCCAGGCAUACAGAAACCGCCCUUCUUUCUGGAAGAUCCCAUUUCACUACUGGUGCAGUGUCACUUUGCUUCCAUAAUAUCAAAGGGAAUGGUCAUCCUUUGCUGCUUUGUGUUGGCUGUUCAACAAUUUUCUUCCCCACUGUAUUAGUUUCUGAAGCUUAACAUUAUUUACAGCCAUAUGUUGCUCCAGUCUGUGCAGCUUUAAUUCUCCGUAAUGAUUUACUCUUGAUGAAGAAAGAAAGAGAUUUUUAUUUGAAGGAAUUCUUAUUAGAUAACUGAAACCUAAAGCUGUGUGAUUAGCAGAAAGAGUUCAAGUGCCUGCCCGUAUUAAUUGCUACAGUCGUGGUAUAUACUCUUUGAGGCAUCUUUUCUGUACCUACCAUACUGAGAGUUACCACUCUGAUCAGGGAAAAAACUCUCUGUUUCAGCUUAGCUUCCUUGUGAAACUUAAACCAGACACCUGAACUUCCAUUUUCCUCUUGAUUUCUCAGGGUCAGGUUCGCACCCCAUCUUUUUGCAGCUGCACAGAUUUAGCCACAUUUUCUUCUAGGUAUAAAUUACCGUAUUUUUUGCUCUAUAAGACCCCCUUUUUCCCUCCUAAAAAGUAAGGGGAAAUGUGUAUGUGUCUUAUGGAGCGAAUGCAGGCUGCACAGCUAUCCCAGAAGCCAGAACAGCAAGAGGGAUUGCUGCUUUCACUGCACAGUGAUCCCUCUUGCUGUUCUGGCUUCUGAGAUUCAGAAUAUUUUUUUUCUUGUUUUCCUCUUCCAAAAACUAGGUGCGUCUUGUGGUCUGGUGCAUCUUAUAGAGCAAAAAAUAUGGUAAACCAUUAGACUACUGAAAUGUGCUGUAUAUGGUGCUACCCUUCUACCUGGUUCAGAAGCUGCAGCUGGCGCAAAACCCACCUGCUAGGGUGUUUAAUGGGCAACCCUAAUUUUUGGCAUAUUACACUGGUGUCAGAAUAUCUGCACUGGCUUACUUUUAAGCUACAAGGGAGUUCAAAAUUUGGUUGCUGACAUUUAAAGUCCUAAACAACUUGGGACCAGGAUAUCUAGCAGACCACCUCCUCGAGUCCAGGUGAACUUUAAGAUCAUCUGAGGAAACUUUACUGAUCAUACCACAACCAGCAUAUUGUCAUUUUAGUUGAAUUAAGGAAGUAUUUCCCAAUAUUGCAUAUUUCUCCCAAAUUGCAUUGUGUAUGAUACAGUACAAAGGAUCUCCUUUAAUAAACAGGAGGGGAGAGACUUAGAAUAGAACUGCAGUUUAAAUUAUUUAUGGAAAAAUAACUAGCCUUCAUAUAUUUUUGUUUGCUUAUCUAUAUCAAUUGCACAGCUGUCCUAAGGAAUACAAUAUUUAAAAUUUAAUAAUAUGGUUGCAUGCCAUCCCAAUCUCCGAGCGGUACAAGAUUCCAGGGUUUCCAGGCAUUUGCCCAGAGCCCUGUUUAAUUGGAAUAAGUGACAGCAGAGAUUCUGGUGUCUUUAGGAUACAGUAUAUGGUUUAUUUACACAUAUUUACAACCUGAGCCUAAUCCUUACAAAAAACUGGCAACAGUGUUUCUUUCCUAUGUAUUUCCCUCCUCUUUCCUUAUUUUUAACAAAAUAUUAUUACUACGUAAGCUUUAGUUAUUUUAAAAACACCAAUAUACUGAUAAUUCCUAUUGAAACAAAGUAUUUUGAAAUAUUCUUGUGCUGAUUUGAAUCAUGGUGUAUAAUUCCAGGCUCUUUUAUUGUGCAUAUUGUAUUGUUGAUCAGUACCUCCCAUCAUUUAUACUGCAUUAUUAAGAAAUACUACUGAACUAUAUACCACAAAUCAAAUACUGCAUUCGUCACAAAAACAGAAUAGCUUGUUUUUAUGUUCUUUCAGAGUUCCUGGAAUAGCAAAACCAUGAACAAGUUUUCUGUAAGAUAUGUUCAUGUGGUUGACACCUAGUGGAUAAAAGAUGGAAGUGCUUCUUUAGAAAAGUUUGAGUUGAGCAUGCUCUAGGCCUGUGCUUUUAGGAGUGGUUCCAAGAUGGAUCCCAGACCCAGAAACCAUGACAUGAAGCCAGCUGUUGUUUCGUCUUAUUGGUGUAGCCUACAUACGUUGUAUUUUCCUUGCAUAUAUAUUUCUGGGUACAGUUGGAAGUUGUUUUACCAAGUGAAACUUGUAGCCAAUGAAUAUCAUAAGGAAUAAAGUUGUGAUCAUUGUUGACUGUCCAGCUUUAAGAACCUAGCUGCUGCAUUUUUGUACAAAUUUUGUUGAAAAGUCAGUAUUUAAAGAUAGAUCCUUACAGUGCACUAAUCUAGUCGAAAAGUUCAAGAUUAUUGAAUCAGUCUUCAGAAGCAAAAAGAAAAAGUAUGGCUGUCAAAGACUUGAUUCAUGCUUCACUUAAUGCCGUAUAAAGCAUAGUUGUGGUAUACAGGAACACCCUUCUUAAAUUACAUAACCUUAAUAAAUAUGUUCAGGAAUGCAACCUAGGACUGUCUUCUGCAACUUGUUCAUAACACAACUCUCACACUGAAGCCCUUACUUUCAAGUUAGCAAUAGUUCUCUAGAUGGUAUCCAACAAAAUCAUACUAAACUUUUUUUAUAUAUUUUUGUAAAUUACUUAGAAGGUGGUGUGGGUUUGUUUUUACAAUCAGGUGGUGUAUAAAUUUUGUUAAAUCCAUACUUUGAAUAGACCCAUUGAAAUCAGUUAAAUUACUCAUAUUUAUUUCAGUUUAUUUAUUUAUUAAGUAUGACUUAGUUGGUUUGAACCCUUUAUGUACAAAUGUAUUUGUUUUAAUGAUUCCCUUUGCCUAAGAAAAAAUCCUGCUCUCUUAAUAAUAAUAGACCUUUAUAUGAAUUUGAGAUUGUUCAUUUUGCUUCGCUUAAGUUAUCUAAGUAGCCUUCCAACAGCUGUGCAAGAUAGGUCAGCAUUAACCUUUCUUGCAAACAGGGAAGUGAUUUGUAACUCCCUGUAUCACAUAGAGAUACCUUUUUGGGGUGUCUAACCUAAGCAGCAGUCUGGUUGUAGAUUUCUGAAAAUAAAAGGAAGAAUUUGCUGGCAAACAUUCCAUCAGUACAGGCACUUCAGCUUUCCAGACACAACAAUCCCCCCUUUUUCCUCCUGCAUGCUCUUCUGGGGGUUCUCCUGAUCCCUCCAUGCCAAUUUCAGGGGCGUGGGGAAGACACGGAGGGGGAGUCUGUUGUGCUGUUUGAAGUCCUUGCACAGGCAUCAGGUCACAUCCACACCAUACAUUUGAAGCUCAUUCCCCACCUACAAAGAAUUCUGGGAACUAUGGUUUAUUAAGCUAUGUGAAGGGAAAACUACAGUUUCCUGGAUUCUUUGGGAGAAACUGUUUUAAAUGUAUUGUGCGGCUGUUUCACUGGGCUUACUCUUAGUGUGUGAUUUGCACAUGAGGGGUUUGCUGUGAGUACCAUUCAUCUGGAUAUCAGUAUAUAGUGAAUCUUGCUUAGGUUGAAUAAAAAGUGUUUCCAGGCAAACUGCUUGCUAUACUCAGCAUUCAGACUGCCUUGUGACACAGGCAGGUGAUUGGGCUACUAUCUUAUUUAUACACAUACUUAAUGUGAUAGGAUUAUUUUGGAUUAUUGUACUGUGCUCUAUGUAGGCCUGCCCUUAAAGACAGCCCAGAAACUUCAGUUAGUGCAGAAUGUGGCCUUCCAUAUGAUGACCAGGGCAGCCAGCAGGGAUCACAUUACACAGAUCCUAAAAUAUUUUUUGUGAUUGCUUAUUUAUUUCUGGGCUGAAUUUAAGGUGCUGGUGUUGACUUAUAAAUUCCUAAAUGAUUUGGGGGCCAGGUAUCUGAAGGAGUGCCUCUCUCUCUGUCAGCCUGCCUGGUUCCUUCUCAUUGUUCCACAACCGGGGGUGAUACAUCAGAUGGUAACGAGGACUAGGAUCUUCUCCACAGUGGAACUGCAAUUAAGGAAUGCCCUCCUUUGGAUGUAUGGCAGGUGCUAACACCCUUGCUUUUGGGUGCCUGACUGAGAUAUGUGUUUUGUCCAGGCAUUUGUUAGAUAUUUUAAUUGGUCAUUUGAACUGGUUUUUUUUAACCUGCUAUUUAUAAUAAAUGUGGGUGUAUUAUUGGUGUUUUAACAUUUUGUAACCUUACCUGAGAACUGGAAUAUGGGUGGGCCAAAAAUGUUCUGAAAUGUAUGCAUUUUCUUUUGUUUCAAAUUAGAUAGAAAUAGUUAUAUAUAUUCUUUCUUCCCUCUAGUUACAAACAUUUAAUACUGCUGAAUCCUGUAAAGAUGUUCAGGACUUAACUAAUGGUGUUGCCAUGGCACAAGUACUUCAUGAAAUGUAAGUUACUUUAAAGUAUGUGUGUUGAAUUAUUUUGGUUUUCUUGUAUAUAUGUUUGUUUUUCUCUUUCUUUUACACAGCAGUGUUUCAUUGCAGAUCCCAUUUGCAAAAUAUAUUAGCAAAAUAAAUCACAUUCUUUUGUAACUGAUCAUCUGAGCUUUCUUCAUAAUCACUUUACCCUUCUUCCUUUAUAAGGUACCCGACUUGUGUUAUCUUGCAAUUCAAAUUUUCAAAUACGAUGGGAGGCAAAAGAUGUGUGUUUGUGUGUUAAACUUACCGGUAAAUGGGAACAGUAAUUGUGCAAACUUUUAUAUGUGAAACUCUACUUUGCCUUACCAGCAGUCUUUUCCUACAUACUUUUAUAAUAAAAAUAGGACUGGAAUUCAGUCGUGAACUACAAACACUUUUGUGAUAUUUAAUAAAAAUGGAUUAAUUUUAUUUUAGUGAUGCUGCUUGGUUUGACAAAGUUUGGCUAAGCCGUAUUAAAGAAGAUGUUGGUGACAACUGGAGAAUAAAGGUAAAUGAAAAUGUCAAUGUGUGUGUACAAAAGAUAACAUUUCAAAGUUAAAACUACCGUAUUUUUCGUCCCAUAGGACGCUCCGUCCUAUAGGACGCACCUAGUUUUUUGGGGGGGAAAUAAAGGAAAAAUUUCCCCCUUUAUUCCCACCCAAAACCAGGUCGAGGAACAGCGGUAUGGCAGCGCUCCGCCUCCCCGCUGUCCCCCGAGCUUGUGGGGCUGGCGCUGGGGAGAAGCGCGCUGGCCGAUGUCUGCCCGGUGCGAAGGGCGCUCUGCAACAGGGCGCCCUGUGCGCCGGGCGGCAGGCUGCUAGCAUUGUAAAUUCAUUUGGGGGGGGUGGGGAGAAAUGUAACUUUUCAGUAUUCUUUCCCCACCCGCAUAUUGCAGAUGGAGGAGAGGAGGGGAGAGAGAUUUGAGACAGGAGACUCAUAGUAAUACUGCAGUGUAAUUUAACCCGCUGUUAAUGUUGUCAUACUGCAGAUGUGAGCAGGGUUACAGCUUACAGUCAUAUGAUCUGAACAUUUGAGACUGUGCCUGAGGUGUGUAGUAACUUGCCACAACUGCCUUAAAUAAAAUAUUUAAGAACUGUCACUUAGCAAUCCUACAGCCAGCAUUUAGCAGUCUGAGAGGUUGCUGGAAGGAGCGUUAGUAUUGAUCCACUAUAGAGGAGGCAUGUUGGUGACCAGGAAACUCGUUGAAAACAGAGAGCUUGGUAAUCCCACUUUAGACUUCUACUUCUGCAUUGGAAAAGUUGCAUGGCAUUGUUGUCCCCAUCUCUCAGAUACCCACAGCUUACACUGAUCUCUUACAGGAACCCAAGUGUUCUUCAAAGGACUUGUAAUUAAUUUUUAUUUUUUUAUUUUUAUUUUUUGCUUUCACCUGAGGCUGUUCUGGUUUUAUGGUAAUAAUAGUAAUAUUAAGUAGUACACUGCAGUGUCCACCUGAGCCAAUCAUCUUCAUAUAUGUAAAAAUUUGUUCAGUAAAGGCUGUCAUUGAUACAUUUAAUGCCAAAUGUGAAAUACAGGAAAAUCUUUGGAAAGUGAAUUCACAGUCAUAACUAAUGUUUUCUUUUAAACCUACUUAGGCCAGCAAUUUGAAGAAGGUUCUUCAAGGAAUUACAGAUUAUUAUCAUGAGGUAUAGAAAAAACAGCAGCUGUUAAAGUAAUACUUGGUUCACUAUAGUCUAAAUCUCAAUUUGUUUGGUAGUGUUUUUGUUAAAUCUUAUCACGGGCAUUGCUUCAUAUGUAAAAUAGAUACAGUACAUGCAAAAAUGAUCUGGGUGGGGUUUUCUGCAUUUUUCUAACUUGAACACACCCUGCACUCUGUCACCUGAAAAUGGAAUCACUUUCUAAAAGUGCUUAUUCAUGCAUUAUUUUGCAGGAUGUUGCAACAUUUAGAAGCUAGUACAGAUAUAUAAAAAUAUUUAGUGAAAUGAGCAAGAUCCUAAGCCAAGAUUUACAGGCUAAGUCAAUGCUGCUUUGCCUCCCUUCUUUAGCAGCCCCUUGUUCCAAAUCUCUGCUACCACCACUCCUCUUCCUACACUCACUGCAGAGUUUGCAGCAUCAAGCCUGACUUGGUGGUACUGGUUCAGGGACAUGCUAGUUGCUGAAAACUCUUGAGGGCAGGCCGCACAAUUGUUUUCUCACUUCCUACUCACCCUUAAUCAUCAAGUAAUGACAGACACGGAUCAUCAGCCAGAUUUUUUUCAAGUGUGUGUGUGGGUUUUCCCUCUAGUUUUUUCCUGACUGGACUUGUUCUAAUGUACUUAUAUACUUUAAUAAAUUCCAGCAGACCCUGUAAAAUGUGCUUGGUGCAUGCAUGAUCAAAAAGAAAGUGUCCUUUACCACAAAAAAAGCUAGAGGGUUUUAACUUCUGCCUGCCUUCCAAAUAAUCUGACAAAUUCUGCCUUCAUGGACUAAUUUCCUCCUCAUGUCAUUAUGAAAUUAUAAUGACAGAUUUCCUUUGCAGUUUUUAGGUCAGCAGAUUUCAGAAGAUCUCCUUCCUGAUUUAAGCCAGAUAUCUGAACAUUCUGAUCCAGUAGAGCUGGGCAGGUUACUGCAGCUUAUUUUAGGCUGUGCAGUCAACUGUGAAAAGAAACAAGGUAAAUGCUUUUUCUGUGAAUCAGCCACCUUCUGCUGAGUUUUAAGGAUCAUACUAGCUUGCAUGGAGAAGCUGUGAAAUAGCUCGCGGAGAUGAAACUGAAAGGGCACACAGCCUCUAUACUGUAUGAUUUGUGAAGUGAAGUGAAACUUGGGUUGGUUGGGAUACCCCCCUUUUAAACCAUCUCAUCAGUGCAAGGAUUUAUGCUUGGGCUAUGGAACUUUCCCCCCUCUUACCUGCAGUGCAUGCCCAACACCCUCCCAUAGCUAAAAAAAUAUUUUUUUAAAGCUUAAACUCUGCAUGUGAGUUCUCAACAUGUUUUAAAACUUUUGGUUAACAGAAUGGAUGCUAUUUUAAUAAAUAAUAAUUUUAAAAAUAAAAUCAGAUGUGAGACUCAGAAUUCCAGUGUGCUUUAAUUUUUGUUUUCAGUCUUCUGACCAACCUAAAACUGCAAUCCAAAAUGCUUUUUCUUGGAGUUAAAUUCUUGACGAACAUCUAAGAAAAUGUGUUUAGAACCAAGGGUGUAAAUUACCUUGACAGCUUGUUAAUCUGUACCCUCAAAUAGAAUGACAGAGAAUUCUGAUGAUGGAGUAACUCUGAAUGUCAUAUAACUGAACCCAUCCCACAGCCACAUGUUUGGUGAUGAGUAUUUCUGCAUUUUAGAGGGAAUUAACUACAGCUAUAGUUAAAGGAAUUGCAGUCUGGCUAAAAUGUUAAUAAUGAUACUUUAACCUGCUACAGUAUUUUCCAUAAUGAGUACUACAGAAAUGUUAAUACUUGGUUAGAAGUAAGGUUUUGGGGCGGGUUGGAGGGGUAGAGCAAAUAUGAAAGGGGUAAUUUCUGUCUCCAGGUUUUUUAGGAUAUUUCUUCUUACAGAAAACAAACUUUUGCUAAUUUUAUCUUGUAGAGCAUAUACAAGUUAUAAUGACACUAGAGGAGUCUGUCCAACACGUUGUUAUGGCUGCUAUUCAAGAGGUAAGAAGUAGUUAUACUACACACCAAAAAUGAAAUCAUUCUCUUUUCUUAAAAAAAACAACAAAGGGUAGGGGAUCUCCAGGACUGCAAUAGUAACAAAACAAUUGAUCCUGGUUAUCUCAGAAUCUCUCGUUACCCUACUAUCUUCUACAUAGUUUAAAAUAAGUUGUUUGAUCAAAGUCUGGUUUCUUUGCAGGCACUAUUUUGAGGGAUUUGGUGUAAAGAGGGCACACAUAUGCAUAAAUGUAUCUAGCUUUAGUGAGCAUUUCACUUUUUAAACUUCACAUAAGAAGUGCCAUGUUAUAUUUAUCUAAAUUUGGAUGUGUGUGUCUUAUGUUUUGAUAUUUUUAGAAAAUCUCCAAUGACGUGUUAUUAAAGGGGGAAAUGCAAUUCAAUCUAUGAAUUGGACUGAUUCAGAUUGUUUGUGCCAGUUUGGCAUCUCAAAGACAAAGAACAUGACAAGAUAAAUGGAAAUUUUUGAUGGCUUUUAGCUAACACGUGUUUUGUGGGUCAAAAUAAAGUAUACCUCAUAUAAUCAAUAGCAAAAAGGCCAUUUUUAUUUGAGAAGAUUUAAGAACACAACUGGAACUGCCUCUAAUCUAGAAGAGGUUGUGUGUGUUUUUGAUGGGCACUGUUAGUUGGGCUCAAGGUUUUAGACAAUUAGUUUUAAACUUAGAGAAAUAUGUUGUACAUCACUUCUUUUUUAAACAUUGCAGUUGAUGAGCAAAGAAAUAGUGGGCUUUGUAAGUGAGUUGCCUGGCGAUCUGGAGCAACAGGUAAUUUUUAUAUGUAAUGUUUCCAGCAGUGUUUAAGCCCUUAUUUUAUUUUUACCAUAAGUUUCCACCUAGUGGAUUUAUCAUUGUGUUCACCCAGUCAUUUCUCUCUGUCCUAAGAGCCACACAGUGGUCACUGAAUGAAAUGAUCUUUGAGUUCUGCAGUGGGAAUUCCCCAGGACCAUGACCGCAAGGUGUGGCUGGUUUUCAGAUUUCUCACAGCCUGAAGGCCUGGAUGUCUCGGUUCUAGAAUAACUAAAAGCACCAUAAUCUGAGGAUAGGUGAAAUUCAGGCUAAUGCCUUCAAAGGAAGCAGAUUUGAACCAAAUAUCGAAGGGGAGGGGAGGGGGGUCACACUUCCUAAGACUUAGUUUCUAUUUACCCAGCGUUCUGUGUUAGUUAUUUGGUGGCUGUCUAUCAUCUUCACAGUAGGGGGGAUGCUGGGUAUGUAUGGUCAUUAAAUAUAUGUUGCUAAAUCACUGAAAACAAAAACUCUCCAACAUUUUGAAGCUGAAAAGAACAUUGGAAGAACUCAAUGAAGUACUAGCAGAAAAAGAAGAGCUGAAACAAAGAUGCCAAGAACUAGACCUACAGGUAAGCUCAUAAUUUGUUCCUAAGUAAUUUUUUAUAAGCAGAUUAAUUUUGUAAAUUUGAUAGUUUUUCAAAAUCACAUUUCUGCCAGUUUCCUCUUUAUAGCAUUCACAUAGUUGAUUCUUCUGUUCUACAGUUUUUUGUGAGUUGUACUGUUCAUCGUGCAAUGCCUCAUCUCUGCUUAUAGCGAAGAAGAUUGUAUAUCAGGUUCUUCUUGCAUUCCUGAGGCCAGAGUUUCAUUUUGGAAACUUGGAUAAUAUGUAUUAUCACUUUAUUCCAUGUAGCUGCAGUGCUGUUUUCUGGCUGGGGUUUGGGCAGCAGCAUAAGGUCACCAUCUGUGACUUUAUGCCAGCAGAAGAAUUAUUCACUGAUGCCUUAAAGUGCUCAUGCAAUGGUUCAAAAGGCUGUAGCAGUUUCAGUAGUGCUCUGUAAUGCUCUGUUCAGAGAUCCAUUGUUUUCAGGGAACGGGAAGAGCCAUUAGUUUUCUAAUAGCAUCUGCUAACCAGACAUGUCCAUCUGUGCUCCUCACUGCCAUUGUUGGAUGUACCUUAUUUACUGUGUAAUAUUGUCCAUUGUGGCAGCCAUUUGAUUCUGUCUUGCAUUACGGUUAGUAGUUUGUGCAAUUGAGUUUUUAAUUAGGAAUUUAUAGAUCAAAUGCACUAAAUACCUUUUCUGCCUGAAUUCUGACUAGCAAGGCUAGUUGACCCAACAUUGCAAAAGGGACACAUUUCCUGUUAUUUAAACUGGCAGAAGGAAGAAAUGACAGUGAUUGCAAUUCUGCCCACACUUAAUUGGGAAUUGGCACUGUUGAAUUUAGUAAAACUUUUUUUGUGUAAAAACACAUAGGAUUGGACUGUAAGUUUCUUCCUUUCUUAUAUAGGAGAAGUAAAGGAAUAGGCUGAGUAUUUAAAGGGAGGGGCAGUAUGCCUAUGUAAUCCACCUUAAGUUUUUUGGGAAAUGUAGAUUUUUAAUAAUAAUAAUAAUAAUAAUAAUAAUAAUAAUAGUGCUGAAUGUCUAUCCUGACCCUGAUCUUGCUUGUCUCUAGUCUAAAAAAUGUAAAAUAUAUUUUGGCUAGCCUGGCACAAUUAACGAUGCCUCUGUGAUAUACUGAAUAUAUGUUUAUUUGAAAAUCAGGAAAAAAAUUGCUUCUUGCUUAAACUAAUUGUUAAUAAAUUCACUUAUAAGGUCUCAGUCUCCCAUGAUACUUUACAAGAAUUUAUGAAAGGUAGGUUUCUUUUUGUUUCAGGGAAAAGUAACCCAAAGAGCACAAUGCAUUCUAAGUACCAAUGAACUAACAUGUGACUUGCUCUGACGUUUGAUAUUUUAAAAUUAACACAAUGGCUUUUACUAGAAAAGGCUUAAGAGCUCUGUUCUUUUAAUCUGCGGCUCCUUUAUGACUGUUAAUAUACUUACUGUUGUGUUCCCAUUUCUUAGCUAGCAGCGUUUUCAGAAAUAAUUGCAAAAUGCAUGUUCUUGUAUAUGAUGCUGUCUUAUGGCUCCAGGAGUUCAUUUUUGCCAUAGCCAUUCACGGCUGAGUAUUAGUACCAUGUAGCUUUUAUAUUUUCAGUUUACCAACCUGGGAAUAUUUUUCUCUCUAAGACUUCUUCAUGCCAUUUUAUUUCUACUUAUGCUGUACCCUGGAAACCUUAUCUGAAUGGACUCUGGCCUGAUCUAGCAUGGCAGUUCCUGCAUCCUUAUGCAGAGCAAAUGGAAAUUGCCUGGAAACUGGAUCAGACUAGAGUCCUUCUGGUUUUUCAUUCAAAAGCAAAGCAUGGUGGUGAAGUCUUCCCUUGUUGAUUAUCUUAGCAUCUAAUAUGCAGAAGUGCAAUGUCUCUUUCCAUGCAGAUAAUGUUUUGCUAUUGUGGCUGAUAGGACUUGCAGUGUAAUCAAAGUUAAGGUAUCUCCAGCCAAGAUCUGAAUUGCUGCAAGUGAAGAGAAAAUAACCACAUGACAGUUCCGUGUGUAGAUUUGCAAAGAGCAACACAAGAAUUUGAGCCACACAAGGCAGUAGAAUUGCCGCUCAUAAGCAUAUGGAAGCCUGAGUGAUUAGGCUUUUUGUCUCAUGAAAGGUUUUACUACAACUGUCUGGGGUAAGAGCACAGUGGCAGUAGCUGUCUUAUGAACUGAAGAUCUACUUUGGAACUCAGCCUAAGCCCAAAGCCCUAAAGACACAAAUCCACUGAAAUAAAAUCAAUGGGACUUGCUUCUACAAAAUUUGAUUAUGUACAUAAAAACAAGCAUGCUAUAAUUUAAUACAAGAUAACAAAACUUUAGCAAAGGCAACCACUUAAAAAUCUUUUUUGCUGCUAAGCUGCACUUUGUCUGUGAAACACAUUAUUUCACUGGGGUCAGUUACCUGUACAUUUUCGUCAGCUGUUUUGAUGGAUGAACCAUAAUCCUGAAGUGGGUUCUACCUCUUUAGGUAGCUGCCCUUCAAGAAGAAAAGAGCAGUUUGAUGUCUGAAAAUGAGAUUAUGAAUGACAGAUUGGACCAGCUGGAUGGUUCUCUUGAUGAUACAAAUACUGCAGUUGCAAAGAAGUAUUUCAAUGCACAAAUGCAACUAGAGCAACUACAGGAAGAAAAUUUCAGGUAUGGAUUGUUGUCAUUUGAUAGCCCUAUCACUUCCAGUAAACUCUUAAAUGGACUCCUUUAAUGCACUCUGUGGUGUUGUCGUUGAAAACAGUUCAGAAACUACAACUCAUACAGAAACGGCAGCCUGAUUGUUCUUAGUAGAAGUAAACCAGUCAUAUCAUGUUACUCUAAUUUUUGUGUAGCUGCAGUGGCAUUGCUUAUAAAGUCAGAACAGCCUGGGGCAAGUGUGCUCGUGGAAUACCUGCUCUCAUAUUUACCUGCUCAUUCGUGAAUAUCUCUUGAAGAGGCCUUGUUUAGGGUUCUGCUGCUAAGGGCAGUUCAUAGUUUAGGAAUCAAUGAUACCACCUGUUCAGUGGUUCCACCUAAACUGUGGAAUGCAAUCUGUAGAAAAACUAGAGAGACUACUUGGUGGUGGUUGUCUUCUUCUUCUUCUUCUUCUUCUUCUUCUUCUUCUUCUUCUUCUUUUUGCCUUGUGUAAAAAAUAUAUACAUUUUCCACUAGGCUGUUGGCAAAGGAAAUAUCCUUCCCCCUACUAUUGUGGCCCUAUCUACCAUAAUUAUGCUGCUUUUAAUAAUUGUAUUCUGUUGUUUUAUCUUAUUUAUUUUUAUUUUAUGUCUUAAUAGCUUUAGUUUAUCCAUCAUCUUAAUCUAAUUUAUGAGUAGACUAGGAACAGACUAGAUGCAAAACCUACAUUUUUAAAAUGUUGUUAUUUAGACAGGACAGCCAAUCUAUAUAAACUUGCCCUUUGUAUUCAUGUGCAUAAGGAAUUUUGUAAAUGCCCUUUGCAUGAUAAAGCACUGUUAAAUAUUCUUGUUCCACCACUGCAAUAAAUGUGCAGUAAGGUAAAAGAAUACACAUGACUUGUGUUUAAAGAAGGGACUAAUGGGAAAUCUUUUCAGUAAUCCUAUUUUGUUUAUGUAAAGGCUUGAAACUGCAAAAGAUGAUUAUCGUGUUCAUUGUGAAGAACUUGAGAAACAACUGGUUGAGCUUCAGCAUCGAAAUGAUGAACUGACCUCUCUGGCAGAAGAAUCAAGGGCUCUAAAAGAUGAGAUUGAUGUUCUUAGGUAUGCUAAAAAUCAAAUUUCACUCCUGCUGAAGGCUGUGUCAGUGCUACAGUUUGAAAAAGCUUGGGAUUUCUUCUAAACUGCAGUACUCUAUUUUGCAUGAAUGAGCAAAUUUAAAGAGAUCAAUAGAGAACAUUAUAUUGUAAUAUAGUACAUGUUAAUUAAGGGUUUGUAUCACUGAAGCUGCCAAUACUAUUCUAAGUGAUAUUUAAUGUCCUAGUCCUGAAAAUGAAAAAUAUCCCAAGAACUAAGAGAUGUUAUCAUGGAUUUUUUAUUUAUAUGUCUUCAUGCAUGUAACUGAUAACUUAAGAAAAUAGGAUACCUUAUAUGCCAUGAAAAGUAAUUAUCUCACAACCACCAUAUCCUAUUUCCCACAACCGUGUGGGAGUCAAAGCAAAGGUAAAUUGUUUAGUGUUGCACCAUAGACUAAACUUUAUUAGGAUAAAUAAAUUUACUGAUUCCAUUUCCAUGUUGCACCAAAAUAUUGGCUACCUGAGUUUCUUAUUUCCUGAUUCAGUAACAGUAAGUGGAGACCCCAUGAAGUGUGUGUGAGGGAGAGGGAGACGGAGCGAGCUCUAUUGGCAUGUUGUACUAAAAAAAACAUUCUGUAUACUUUGUUGAAGGUAACCCUAUCCAACCCAGUGGGAACUUGCUUCAGAGUCUACCUGAAUAGGAUUGAGAAUGCUAAUCUGAGGGUCCAUAGUGACAAUUGAAGCAGGGCCGUCUUUAUUCUAGAUCUGUUAAUCCAGAACUCUUUUGUCUCCAGCUCCAGCCAUCAUCAGCUCUAGCAUACGCCUGAGAGGAUGUAGAAAAAAAAUAUUGCCUGCUCUUGUAUUUGUUGUUGUACAACAGCUGUUUUGUGUAAUAACCCGUUUUGAGAAUAGAGGCCUAACCUUUCUCUUGAAGCCCAUAUGCAUAUUUCAUUUACAUUGGCGAUCCAUCAUGAAUUCUGCUUGAGGAUUUAUCGCCAUCAAAUAGUGUUAUUUAAUUGAAAAGUCCUAAUAUCUCAACUGGGAGCUUUCUCUGCCUGAGCCCCAUGGCUUGUAUAAUUCUAUGAAAAACAAAAUUCUAAACAAUGAAUGUUUGUCACAUUAGUUCACAUUCUACCCUUGGGCACUAGAAGCAGUUAGAGACAUGUUUUUUUAAAGAACUCAACUUUUGUAGUGCCCAUAUUUCUGAGAAAGACACACACAGGACGCUUUGCUCCUACAGGACGCUUGCUGACAAGACAAACAAGUUGGAGUCAACCGUUGAGGUUUACCGCAAAAAACUGGAGGACCUGAAUGACUUUCGCAGACAGGUGAAAUCGCUUCAGGAAACAAAUAUGAUGUAUAUGCACAAUACCGUUAGCCUAGAGGAAGAGCUGAAGAAAGCCAACGCAGCCCGUGCACAGCUAGAAACAUACAAAAGGCAGGUAAGAGAUAAGCUUUGCUUACAUCCUCUUUGUACUUCUGUUUUUCCUUAUUAUUUCAGCUCUUAAAAAGUUGUGGUGUUUGGAUCAGAAUUGAUUCAAAUGUAAAUUUAAGCCUCGCCACCAUGCCAACCCCAAAUUUGCAGCAGCUUCCAUUCCUGCCACACAUUUAUAUGGUAUGUUAUUUCCCCCAAUGGAACACUUGCCAGUGCACAGUGGCUCCAAUAUUUACCCUCGUAUCUUUAAAGAGGCAGCACAGGGGCAGCAGUUUGCAUGUAUUAAUCCAAAUAUAUUGUUGUGAGGCCUUUUUCUGUUUUCCUUUUGAAUCCUAGAAGUGUACUCCACAGCAGAGGUGGACUCUGUGUUUAUGGAAGAACACACAGAGAGCUGCCCCGUCACGAAAAUGAAUGACGCAACCCCUAUAAGUGUGCUGAGUGUGCCCACUAAAGUUUGCAUGCCUACAGCCAGCAGCUGGAUCAGCGUACUUAGCUCCAAAGAAAUUAAAAGGAUAUUUCUUUGUAGAAUAUUCCACUAAAGAAUUCAAAUGAUACCAGCUGAAUCUGGUGACUUGGAAGUUGAAGAUACAGUGUGGUAUUUGUCUGCUUGCUAAAGAGAUAGUGGUCAGGGGUACAUCUGAAAUGUUUUAAAUGAACAGCUAAAUGUUGGACACAAAGUCAUUAUUAGAUUAAAACAGGAUGUUUGUAAUGUUGCUGAAAGGGAGAACCUGGUUAUUAGAACUCAUGAAAGCAUUUGUGUUAAAUGACACUUAAAUUCUGAUGGUGGUAUUCUUUCUUCCCCACUCCCACCCUUAGAACAAUUUUUAAAUAAACCAAUUUAGAAGCCCUUUAAGACAACAUGUGUUUGCCUUUUCAAACAAGGUCCAAGAACUUCAUAACAAACUUUCUGAAGAAUCCAAAAGAGCUGAUACACUAGCAUUUGAACAGAAGCGACUGGAAGAGAAGCAUGAAGCGUUAAUUAAAGAGAAAGAGGUACAGCUUCUAAAAGUGUAAUAGAAAUGUAUUCGUAUGUUUUUCUCCAAAUACAUGGGAUGCAAGAUAGGUAGGAUGUCAUAUUGAUGGGGACCAUUUUCUCUUCUUGCCAAGUAAUGUAACCCUCUGAAUCUCAAGGGAUUUAACUGCAGAGAUUGAGAGGCAGAAGGUAGCAAUGCUGUAAUUAAAAUAGUUAUUAAAUAGUAUAAACAUGAGAUUUGCUAAACACAGCAAAUAUACUGCUUGAAGCCAGGGCUGACAGGAUCUGCCAGUUUCAAAUCGCUCAGUUUCUCAUUUUUCCAGUCUUCAGUUCUCCAUAUUUCUACAGCAAUUUGCAAUUAUAAAAAAAGCUCAUGAAAAUUCAUUAGCAUUAUAGUGUGCAUUUCUCCUAACACAUUAUUGUAUGCAGUUUUGACUAGUGUCAAAACUUUUUUUUUGCAAGCAAUUUAUCCUAAUAUAAUGUAUUAUUGCAUGUUAUUUUCACUAGCGUAUUCACUUUUAUGUACUUUCCCCUAAUACAUGUGCUGUCAAAAACAUUUUGGUUGGAGAGCUACAUUGCAAAGUUUUGAAGGGUGGCUGUGGCUUCAGUUCUCAUAUUGUUUCUGAAUUUGCAAAUUUGAUAGAUUCGCCUUUAAGCGUGAACUAAACUUAAUUUCGCUCCCAUUCCUAGUUGAAGCAGAUUGUAUGUUGGUUUAUGAGCUCUUAAACAUUGAAUAGUUGUUUAAACAGUGGUUUAACCAGAAAAAGCCAAGGUUUAUAUUUAGGUCAAUUUAGUUAAAGUGUUUGUAAAUGUUUCUGCCAGCCUUCUACCAGCUAUAGGCCCCAACCUAUUUGAGGUGAGACAAAAUGGAAUGAAACGUCUGUAAGAUUUCAGGUUUUCAGGUCUCCUUAUCCAUUACAGUCCCUCAAACACCUGAAUGUUGUGAGUUUCUCUAGAGUGGUACUCAUUAUAGUGCAGGGAAGCUUCAGCAGAAAGAAGCUAACAAAAAAAUAAAAAGAAACUAGCCUGGCAUCAAUUGUCCAUGUUCGGCAACUUCUUGUCUGGAGUACUGUAAUGCACUAUCUAUGGUGCUGCCCUUGAAGACAGUAGGCUGCUGCUAGUGUAGAAUGCUGCAGCCAUGCUGAUAAGUGGAGGAGCUAAGUGAAGCUAUGUAUCACCAGUCCUGAAAGCACUGCACUGGCUCCCAGUGAGCUGCCAGGUCUAAUUCAAGGUACUAAUACUAGCAUAGGUAAAGGGACCCCUGACCAUUAGGUCCAGUCGUGGCCGACUCUGGGGUUGCGGCGCUCAUCUCGCUUUAUUGGCCGAGGGAGCUGGCGUACAGCUUUCAGGUCAUGUGGCCAGCAUGACAAUACUAGCAUAUAAAGCCCAAAAUUACUUGGGACCCAAAGUACUUAAAAAUGUCAACCAUCUUGUACUCUACGAUCACCAGGGGAGACCUUGGUGGUGGUGCCAGUACUGGGAGCUGCCCAAUUCGCAGUGACUCAUUACAGGAUUUUUUCCAUGGCAGUUCAUUCAUGCAAGCUGUGGGGAAUGCAGACGUGUCAUGCCUGAUGCCAGCACAACUUGUGGCAUGCUCACGGGGCCACCAUGGAACUUGGGGCGGGGACAGCCAUUUCGGAAUUUUGCAGGAGCCUCACUUGACACCCCGGGAGGAAAACAGAUAGAACAUAGACAGAGAAAAAAAUGCAUUUCACAUUUACCACUCUUAAACUUUGUUUUAUUUUCAGAGAUUGAUAGUUCAGCGUGAUGCACUGAAAGAGACAAAUGAAGAGCUUAGGUGUUCACAGAUGCAGCAGGAUCACCUGAACCAAACGGGUAUAUGUGUUUCCUUCCUGUGGAAUCAUGUUAUUCUUUAAGCUAUAGAUAGCUUUAUUACUUUACUAUUAUCUUUUCAGAUGCAUCUGCUGUGAAAAGUUACGAAAAUCUUGCUGCUGAAAUUCUGCCUGUGGAAUAUAGGUAAGAAAGGAGCCUAGAAUGUUUGCAGAAUGAGAGCUGGAAUGCAGUUGUGUGACUGAAUAAUUGAAAAGACAUACUCCCAUAAAUGGAAAAAGUGAAUGUUUUAAACUUGCAUAUCUCAUAAUGCAUUCGCUGUAUAAACUUGUCCUAAACUUGUCUUGUAAUGAAAUAUAGAAAGUCCCACUGGAUUCUUAUGGACAACUUCAUACAUUUUUUUGCAGUGUGAAACUUUACUUCUAGGGCCCAAAUCCAGAAGGCAAUAUCAUUUUAAAUUUCCUUCCUGGAGAAAAAGAUAUCCAGCCCCACUUCCCAGCUGCUUCUUUGAUUUCACCCCUUCCAACUUAAUAUUAGUGUUCAAACUUUUCUUUUCUUUUAAUUAGGAGCUGCUUUAAAGCAGGAAGCGAGUGUUAAAAAGCUCUACAGUACUUGAACCAUUCUAUCACUACCACUUAAUGCAAUUUGGUGCAUGCUUACUCAGAAGUAAGGGCCAUUGAAUUCAGACAGACUUAUUCCUAGGUAAAAGUACAGUCAUACUUUGUGUUGCAUCCACUUCAAGUUGCGUCUUUUUGCGUUACGUCCCAUGGCAACCCGGAAGUACCGGAACGUGUUACUUCUGGGUUUCGCUGCUUGCACAUGUGUAGAAGUGCUAUAUCGCGAGCUGUGGGCAUUUCAUGUUAUGGACGGGCCUCCAGGACAGAUCCCAUCCGUAACAUGAGGUACCACUGUAUAGUAUUAACAGCCUUGAAUUUCUGAGUCAAGGCUUUUUUACUGGAGUGAAAUUGAAAUAAUAUCAUAUGACCUGUUCUACAGCCAUACUUGAUACUUGUACAUUGUAAUGUAGAAUGCCUCGUUAUAUAUAUUUGUGGGGGAAAUGCCACUGAUAAAAGCUAAACUUCUUGUAAAACACCUUUGUUUAUAAUUUUGUGUUUGAACCUCAGAGAAAUGUUCAUCCGGCUACAGCAUGAAAACAAGAUGCUCCACUUGCAACAAGAGGGAUCAGAAAAUGAACAAAUUGUGGAGCUUCAAGAGAAGCUAGAACAAAAGCAUCGAACAAUAAAUGAAUUAGAGACUGAAAACAGGUAUCCUCCCCCCCCCCACUUAAAAGGGCAGGAUUUGACUAAUGAACCCUGUCUGCUGGAGCCCUGCACCAGGACUUUCCCUUGCAUGACUGGUCUUUCCCCUCUCUGCUCCCCGCUAUAAGCCUCCUGAAAUUGGCUCAGGCCAUGGGGGUCAUUCCGCCUAGCAAGCUGCAGUACUUGCACAGGCAGAACAUUCUUCUAGCAUGACACUGACUUCCACCCAAAGUUUGUUGACAGAUUUUUUGGGGAAACCUACCAUAGAAUGGGUGCAGGACUCAUAACCAAACAUAUAGCAUACAAGCAGUGGAUGAUAAAUACUGAAUAAGUGCAAAAACGCAAAAUAAAAAGGACAAAGCAGCUGUCAAAUCUGCCAGAAAGUUGACUUCUUUUUUUUCUUAUACUUGAAUUCUGACGAUUAGCAAUUGGAUUGUUAGAUGUACAUAUAACAUUUGUGUUCUUUAAAAAAUGCUUCUCCGUAGGCUGAGCAAGGAGCGGGUUGGAGAGCUGCAGCAGCAGAUUGAGGACCUCCAGAAGACCUUGCAGGAACAAGAAUCCAAGACUGAAGGGGAAGGGGUAGGUCUUAGAUGGGGAUAGUUUUCAUAAUACAGCUUCCUGCUGUUUGUUGUCCUAGCACCAUGAUUUUGUUGCUGAAGGCUCUGUUUACAAUGAAAACAUAUCUUUAGCCAUGUAAAAUGGAAAAACAAACUGAAAAGCAAACAUUCUGAAAUGAUUAGAAAAAGCUUUUGAAAAAGGAGGUGGGGAACUUGAAUCUGAGUUUCACAUGCAAAACAAUCUCUUUAGUCCUCCUGAGUGAUGGUGAGAAUAAGUGACAAAGAAAAUUACAAAACACCUUUUGCUUAAGUCAUCUUUGGAGAGAGGCCUCCCAACAUUACAUUGUUGGAAGCAAUCAUUAAGCACUAAACUAGCACCUGUGUGUGUCAUCUGCAGCUACUAGAACUGGUUACUGUUGGGAAUAAAUUACUGUCCUGUAUAUGACUGAUAAGACCUAAUAAAUGUUUGUUGUUUUUAUAGUCCAGCAAGCUGAAGCAGAAGAUAGCAGCACAUAUGUAAGUUACAAGAUUAGCAUAUACUUUAUUUUAGUGUGCUGGAUGUGUGUAAACAUAAAGCAUGAGAGAUUCUUUUUGACUAUAUGCAAGUUGAUUCAUGUCUUCUGUCCCUUCCCUGCUGUGGAAGGAGAGGGAUGCUGCCAUGGGCAUUAAAGAAGUUAUUCCAACCCGUAUCAGCCCUCCCUGCAAUACUCUACAUUCUUGAUGCAAGCAGACAGCUUCAUAACCCUGUUGGAGGAGCCAGUAGGGUGGUGCUAUGGAACUGGCCUGCCAGCAGUUGUGUCACUUCCACUUACCAUGAUUGUGUGGGGGCAGGGCAGUAUGAGAUUGGGGUGGGGCAGGAGCACCAGGUUGGCUCUGCUGGUAUGCCAGCACUGCCCUGCCUGCCCUGCCCCCACUGUCUCAGUCAGUAGCUAUGAUCCUGUUUCCAGGACGCCACCGAAUGCUCCUGCCUGAUUGAUGAUCUCAUUCAUUCACUUGUCUUCCCCUGCAUCACUCCAUAUCCAGCAUGGUAUUUGUAAUGUUCUGUAGUCACUCAGAACUGUAGCAAUUAAAUUGCAUAUUGUCCCAAAGCAGGUUUGAAUAUACCAACAACUUUUUUUAAAACCUUCACUACUUUUUUAAAAAAGCUUUCCAGUUCUUUGUGUAGACAAGACCUACAGUAUUUGUCAUAGAAAACCAUUGAGUAUCUUCUGUUUCCUAAGUGUCUGCUCUGAAAAUUUAUAUAUUUGAUUUGGGAUAGUUUGCCUUACAGCUAAUUUGUUAGUGUUUCUUGCUUCCAGUUCGUUUUUGAAAAUAUAGUAAUACAGCCAAACCUCAACUCCCGAAUGCCAAAAACCCGGAAGUAAAUGCUCCGGUUUUUGAACAUUUUUCGGAAGCCAAACGUCCGACGUGGCUUCUCCUUGAGUGCAGGAGGCUCUUGCAUCCAAUCGGACGCUGCACCUCGGUUGUGCAACAUUUCGGAAACUAAACGGGCUUCCGGAAUGGAUUACGUUCGACAACUGAGGUUUGACUGUAGCUGGUAUAGAGCAGUUUAUCUGGCUAUUUUGGGCUCGUGAGAAUAUGAAAUGCUGAUGUGGCCUGAUCUUUGAUUUUGAAUCUUACAGGGAAAAAUUGAGUGAAGUCCAUGAUGAAUUGCAGAAGAAGGAGGCGCUUCUUGCAGACCUGCAGCCAGAUCUAAAUCAAAAUGGUGAGUGAUUUGAUGUGAAUGUUAAUUUUUAUCACCAAUAUUGUUUUAUUACAGUUUCUCCUCAUGCCUGGGCUAGGCUACGUGCUUGGUAUCUUAUUCCAUUAGUCUGUAAGAACGGUACCUGGUACAUGGGAAGAUGGUGUCCUUUUCCUCUUGCUCUGAUAACUAAAUCUUAAAUGAUUGAGUUGCUGUCCAUGAGAUGGUGUCAUACAGGGCUUCUCGAAGGACAAUGAUGAAGCUCCAUGUGAAAGUAGAGAGAAAAGCCGCCACAAGCCAGACUUCCUUGGCUAUCGUUCGAUGGUACUUGCCUGGAACUCCUAGUUGUUCCUAUUAUGGAUAGAAAUAAUUAAAGUGAACCCUUCUGGAGCCUGCUGUAUCCCAACUCAAGUUCAUCAAUUAUUUGAGGCUUCGAUAAGACACAGUCUCCAUUAAUAAUGACAUUUGGUUUUCUGAUAAACAGCACAAAAAAUUGAAGAACUGGAAGCAGCUCUGCAUAAGAAAGAUGAAGAUAUGAAAUCGAUGGAGGAGAGAUAUAAAAUGUACCUGGAAAAAGCAAGAAGUGUGAGUAUUUUCUAAAAUGUCAGGUUUUUUUCCCUACAAAUCUGGAACUGGAAGCCCCUCUCUCGUGCUAACUACAGUUGUACCUCGGAAGUCGAACGGAAUCCAUUCCGGAAGUCCAUUCAACUUCCAAAAGGUUCAGAAACCAAGGUUCGGCUUCUGAUUGGCUGCAGGAAGCUCCUGCAGCCAAUUGGAGCCGUGGAACCCACGUCAGACAUUCAGGUUCCAAAGAACGUUUGCAAACUGGAACACUCCCGGGUUUGCGGCGUUCGGGAGCCAAAACAUCGGAGUACCAAGGCGUUCGGCAUCCAAGGUACACCUGUACCAUCAUGUUUAAAGGUGGAUUCAUUCUAUAUUUUGUGUUCAGCUUUUCUAGUUCUGUUGUUUCGGCUUUCAUUCAGCAACAUCAACCAAAAUGCUUACACGUGCUUUUAUAUGGUUGACAUUUUUAACCAGUGUUAGAGCGGACCUGUUGGAAUUAAUUGGCAUGACUAACGUAGGUCCAUUAAUUUUAGUGGGUCUCGUCUGUUUCUUAACUUAGUUGGAUACAAUACAUUGUGCUGCUGCUUUUGUUUUUUUAAUGAAGCGUUGCACAUCUUACUGCUGAAUUAUUUUGAUUGGGUAGGAGGUAGGUUUGCCAAAUUCAUUUAUGUUCAUCUUUAUGCAGGUGAUAAAAACGUUGGACCCCAAAUUAAAUCCUGCAUCUGCUGAAAUCAUGUUGCUGAGGAAACAGCUGACAGAGAAAGAUAAAAGAAUUGAAGCACUUGAGGUAAGAACAAUUUUAGCAUCUCCUCUGGAUGUUGUUUCCAAUUUAAUUACAGGAACUGCUAUACAGAAGAGCCAGGAGAACAGUUAUUUCGAAAACCAUUGUUUAUAACCAUACAUAGUAGGAAAGUAUAGAGAGAACAGAGCAUUCAAUACAAGCUCCAGUAUUCAUUGAGAUUUAUGAAGCAUCUUACAAAAUUAUGUAAACAUGGAUCACUUGGUUAACUUUGAAUGUUGGGGCCAAUAUAAUUUCCUUUGCCUAUAUCUUAACAAUUUGUAAUUUUUUUGUAGGGAGAAUGUAAAUUGGCCAGGCUACAUGACCAUGAAGAAAAGUUAAUUGUGUCUGCAUGGUACAACAAGGUAAGCUAAAGUGUGUCUUGUUUGUGUGAGAGAGUGAAUAUGUGAAAGUAAGUAUUAAUACUUCUCAGAAGCCAAAAUAGUCAGAAACCAAUUACUGAAUUUUGAAAUUUCAGAAAUGCCCAUUUAUUGAAAUGAGGGAUUGUUUUCUAUGUUGAGAAAUGAAGAUGGUCCAUAUCUCUAGUGGUACUGUAACCACUAUGUAUUUAGCAUCAGCAGUGUGCUAAAUGCUAUAUAACAACGGCCCCCAGCCCACUUUUCUGACAUGUUUGCAAGUUGUCCUGUAGCAUGGGUGGGGAGCUUGGUAGAUUGUACCACUGCAGCCAGUCAGACUUCUGAGAAGAUGGUGGGUUGAAUCCAGCACUGCAUGCACAGGGUUCUGCUCACACAAUUGGAUUUUCCUUCCUCUCUUCCUUUGGAGAAGAUUUUUGAGUGGGCAGGCAGUGAGGGCUGCAGGGGAGGUUUCAUUAUGCAAGCAGAAAUCUGCCAUGCAAGUAGAACAGCAGCAUCAUGUACAACCCCGUGGAGUCAUCAUACAUAAUGUUUCCUUUUAGAUUUAUAAUAUGCAUUUUAAAUUUAGGUUUAUAAUCUACAAAAUUUAAAAUACGAAAUUACCUACUUUCAAUGUCCUCCUCUGUGGUCUAACCCACAGAGCCUAGGGCUUGCCGAUCGGAAGGUUGGCAGUUCGAAUCCCCGCGACGGGGUGAGCUCCCGUUGCUCGGUCCCUGCACCAGCCAACCUAGCAGUUCGAAAGCACGUCAAAGUGCAAGUAGAUAAAUAGGUACCGCUCCGGCGGGAAGGUAAACGGCUUUUCCGUAUGCUGCUCUGGUUCGCCAGCAGCGGCUUAGUAAUGCUGGCCACAUGACCCGGAAGCUGUCUGUGGACAAAUGCCGACUCCCUCGGCCUAUAGGUCAGGCGUACCUUUACCUUUAAUGUCCUACUUUGUAUGAUUUCUUUCAGAAAAUGGUAUAUGUAUGAAUAAUAAUUUUGAGUAAUAGUGGCUAUAAUAGCUGCCAGAAUCUCUUAACUGUUUUCAGGAAGGAAUGCAAGGAAUCAUGUUUAAUCUUGCUUCAUUCCAGAGCUUAGCAUUUCAUAAACUGGGCAUGGAAUCUAGACUCCUAAGUGGGAAUGCUGCCUACAAAGACGCUGGUCCCUGCACACCCGGGCGCUCUUUCCUUGCACAGCAACGGCACGUGACCAAUACCCGAAGGAAUCUUUCUGUUAAAGUACCACCUGCAACAUCAGAUUAAACCACAGAGGAUAUUCGUGCACUAAAGUGUCCUUAACUUAUUUUGUAACUUUUGUUUUUAACUACCUGACGAAGAGCGUGAUUGUGAUGCUGGGCAUCAGCUAUUUUACAUCUGAGACCCAUAAGGCUGGUAAAUUUGAUUUGGCCAGCGAUGACUAUAAAAAGCAACAUAUGUCAAAUUACUUUUCUUGAUUUUAAACAGAUCUGAGGUAUGUGUCGAUAAGCACAGCUCAAAAGGAGUUUUAUUUGUCUUCAUAAUGUAUAUAUAAAUACCAAAAUUGGCAUCCUAUUUAAAAUUCUAUUUAAUGUUUUAGUCUAGGAUGUGUACUGAUUUUAGUGGGAGUACAGUUUUAUGACUGUCAUCUGCACAAAGAAAAGUAAUCCUCGCCCCUCCCCCACCCCCGCACCUUCUGCUACGUUACAAAAAUAACAAGGACCAAAUUAGAAAAUCCAUCAUUAUUUUUCAGCAUUCAUGGCAUGAGGGAUUUUUGACUGCAAGCAAAUUGUAACCAAAAUGAUUUACUAAUUUCAGGACUGUCCACCUAAUGCUGUAGUUCUGCUGAAGUCCAUUCAAGCUUUAUUGAACUCCCAUUCAGUUUUGUAAUAACUACUGGGGCUGCAGUCCAAACACCCCUUUGGGGCGGGUUGGAGGGGGGAGCUAGGAGUGUCGUCAGUGGGGUCACUGGUCGAUAGAAAACCCUGAAAAAGAGUGCUGUGGGGAGGACCUGAGCCAGAUGGCCUGGAAGGAACUGGAAUCCAAGCCAGCUGCACUGCCUUGAUGUGACAUCAUUGGGCCUGGUGAGGACUUAAUCACUUCACCAGCCCCAAGCUGAGACAGCUCUUUGCCUGCUGGGCUAAAGAUAUAACAGUGGGACUGCUACUCCAUUAGGUUCUGCUGCCCCCUGGCCAGGGUUUGGACUGCAGCCUUAAAUCGCCAUUUUAUGUAAUGAAAAGGAUUCAGGAAAGACAAAAUGUCUAUGUAUUUGCACUCAACUAGCAAUGUCUUUAUUUUAUAAAAACGUAAAAUUACAGCCUUUUUAAAGGUUGCAAAAUUAACCUUGACUGAAGUUUCCUUAGUAGGUUUUGAGCCCAGACUACUGAGUGGUGUGUGUUUUUGUCUCUGUCGUGUAAUGUCCUGCUCAUGCAGGGAUGCAGUGUGUUCAGCUGUGGCACAGUGAGAGGAAGGCUCUGAUCCUAUGCUGCUCCUGAGGAUUGGCUGCAGAUGCCCCAGACACUUGUGUGUCUAGCCCUCCAUUGUGGUACGGCUAGGUACUGGGUUGAGCUCCAAGGGAGUAACUUGAUGGCAUUAGGUAGACAUCAUUUGUUGCUGUAUCUUUUGCAGAAUAAGAGCUUGAAGUCUAUUCCAGAGAACGGUGAGUCGCUGGAGUAGGUUACCUAGUAAGAAGCUGCUAGGGUUGCUUUUAAAGCCUUCCAAAAUGCUAUUAACAUUUAAAAACUAUCAUUAUCAGGUCAGAGAACAAAAGCAGUAGGGAAGAUUCUCACAGUUGUUUGCGUGUGCUGUUUACUUUGUGCAUCUGAUGAAGUAGACCAUUGCACUUUGUGUUGCAAUUAGCCAUUUUGUAAUUUUAAAAAUUGAGGCACAUUAUUAUUUAGGCCGAUAGCAGUAAUUCCAGACACAAAGAGCAGACUUAAGUGCAUGUUCACAGGGUGGAAUGCAUGGUUAUUUUUUAAGGUGGACUCUGUGUUUAAAAAGUUACUUGCACAUGGGCCAGAAUUAUGUUUAUAAAAUGUAAUGCAGCCUUGAACAUUACUGCAAAUAAAAUGAAGUCUGUAAUCUGAGUUGCAGGGUUUUUUGGGGGGUGAGGACUAACAUAAUCAAUAACUGCAGCUUAGACUUUAAAAUUUUUAGCGUUUUAUUAAAACUGGCCUAAAAUAUCUGAUGAUGUGACUACAGUAUUACAUGCUUUUAUGUGGAAACUGAUACUACAAAUGUCUAACAAUUCUGUUUUUUAAUGACGUGCUAUACUUAAUACCAGCACUGUAAAGUUAUAGUGUGCUACUGACUGAGCCUUCAGUCCUUCUAGCUGUUUUUCAAGAUUUCAUGUCUGUUGACUACCUCCUUGGUAUUAAGCUCUUACCGUUCUGUUCAACCUGCUGACUUGUGUUUUUGGUAGCUUUUUCCCUGGUCUGAAUUUGUAGGGAGAAAUGGUGAAUACAAAUUUUGUAGCAUGUUGCUUAAUGUUUUGAUACUAUACUAUAUUCUUGUAAUCAAAUAUAGUCGCAGUGAGUAGUCUCCACAGAUAACAAUUCACAUACAUAGGAUACUUUUCUUCAGUGGCUUUAAUUUAUAGUGUGUUCUGUAUGACAACUACUGCUAGUACAGGAAAGUCAACAUCAAGGCCCCAAUCCAGCUCAAGUUAGUAACAACUAAAGCUGCAGUCCAAGCGCCAUUCCAAGUGGGCAUAGUUUAGAUUGUGCUGUACAUUCUGUUGUAAGCAGUGAAUUUAAAAAAUAAAUAAAUAGCCAGGACUGACUAAUUUCUAUGGGACUUGGUGUCAGCUAACUUGAGCGGCUGAGUUGGAUGCUAGGUGAUGCAACUCUGCUGCAUAUGUGUCUUGGUAUUGUCUACCUCCAUGUCAAAGAGCCAGAAAAAUAUGGCUGUACUCUAUCUUAGAUUACGUUUUUGUGGUAGUUUGGCAUUGCUCUAUUACAGUGAUGGCCAAACUUGGCCCUCCAGCUGUUUUGGGACUACAACUCCUAUCAUCCCUAGCUAACAGGACCAGUGAUCAGAGAUGGUGGGAAUUGUAGUCCCAAAACAGCUGGAGGGCCAAGUUUGGCCAUCACUGCUCUGUUAGAUGGAACAGAAUGAUGGUGGUAACAUUAUUUUUAAUUACAAAUUCCAUGGGCUGAAGCCAGUCAUGUCCCCUGGCUAAUGGAAGGGCCUUUGAUCUUGUGAAAGCUCCUAUGAGUACAUGGGAGCAGAAGUUUAUUUCCACAUAUUCCUCCUUCAGUCCCCUAUGCCACUUUUAAGUACUAGUCCAAAGGACCUCCCAAUCCUCUGGAGGGAUUGCAGAAGGAAGAGGGGAAUCUUAAAUCUCAUCCGUCCUCACUUUCUGCUCACAAUCUACUGGAUUAAAAAGAGUGUUCUGUCAGCAGAGGGCCACAUCCCAUGUAAUCUUAGAAAGUUUGAGCUCUUUAACGAACUAAGAGACAAAGUAGAUAUGUCGGUGAUUUCAAUUACACAUCUAUGGAAGAACUCGAUGGGGAGUUUUUUUGGCAGAGAAGCAUAUUUACUGCCAUGUGUUCUUUUUAGUCCCAACUUGUUUAAGAAAAUGUUACUACUUACCAUUUUGCAGCCAUCUCUCAGAAUGCUGAACUUCAUAAGGAUUAAUCUAAAAGGAGAGAGAGAGAGAUUUUUCAGCUAUCCUGGGUAGAAUUGUUGCUAAAUUGUGCCCAUUGCCACCUAUGUGACCUGACCAUUCACAGGCUAUAUACACAGCUCCUAGGCUUGGCUGUUUGGCCAGAGGAAAUGUGUGGGCAACCCCUUUAUGUGCAUAUUUUCAUGCUACUGGAUUGCACUGAGUGUCCAUGGAGGCAUAGCAGCUCAAUCAUUGCACAGGUAAACUUGUGAAUCUGCAGCCAUAGCAAUUUUAUGUAGUAAUUGUGUGCAACUGAAUUUGUGGUGGACUACUUGGUGUUUAGUUUCUAAACUUAAACUACCUCCUUUGAGUAAUAAAAUUCAGCUAUUUGAUCACCAGCAAUUGAAUUCAGAAUUUUGAUUCUCCUGGUUUUAUUUAACUAUGAAUUGAGUUAGUCUCUCUUGCGUUUUGCUUGCAGGGCAAUACUAUACAUGUCUACUCAGAAGUAAGCCCCACUGAGUUCAAUGGUACUUACUCUUGUAAGUAUGUAUAGGAUUGCAGCCUUAGUGUGGAAUAUUUGCAGCCUUAGUGUGGAAUAUUUCUUUGAUUUGAACAUAAUGCAAAGGAGUUACUUAUCUAUGUUAAGUCCUUAAAAUGUGCUGUGCUUAGAUGGGAUGAAAAUGUUGAUGCAUACACACUAUGUCUGAAAAAGCAGUCUCUCUAAUAAAGUAAUAUUAAUUGAUGUCAGAUGCAGACUUACUUGAGCUGAUGGAGACUUGCAAUCACCCUUCAUCUGUAAUUCUUCAUUAAUUAAAAAUGUAGCAUAGAAACUGGUUCACCAAGUGUUGGUCCCGCAAAACCUUGCAGUCAUAUUUUAAUCAGGUUUGGGCUGCAAUUACUGCUUAGUAAGUUGUACAGUGUUUGGCAAUCAUUGACAAAACCUAUCACUACUCCCACACAAUCUCCAUUCCUUUCAGUGGGGAUUGUGUAAAAACCUCAAGUGGUGCUUAAACACUUUGUUCCCUGUAUUGAUUGCAUGUUUAUUUUCAUUAGAGUAAAAGCACUUUGUUUGUAUAACAAUUUAUGAAUUGACACUAUGGCUAAUUAUGGGAUAUGUGAUUUAACCAACUUUUAAAAAUCAUGCAUACAUUUAGACAAGUUUCUGUAAGAACGCGACCAGACUAAAACAUGCAGUAGAAUUAAUGAAAAGUUUUAGUUCAUUAAUAAAAAAUGUUCUUUUCUACAAUAACCAUUUGCUUGGAUUCACAUAAUUGUAAGCAAUACCAAUGUUUUUUCUUCAGUAAGGAUAAAUAGGCCUGACUUCAGGUUUUCUGUUAGACUUGCCGGGGUCUAAUCUAUUUGAUGUGUACAAGUCUGAUCCUGUGCAAAGCAAAUGGGCUGUAUAGAAAUAGAGGAGGAAAUUGCACUAAUUUGUAAACAUGGUUUUACUCUUGAUUCAAGAAAUACUCUUUUAUAUUCACAUUAAAACCUUUUGACAUU